Messenger RNA from Dunckerocampus dactyliophorus (ringed pipefish), 1393 nucleotides. It is a transcript of the gene polr2h, whose product is annotated as RNA polymerase II, I and III subunit H. The record is from RefSeq and is a predicted model, not a curated record. Gene Ontology annotation, biological process: DNA-templated transcription. The transcript has 6 exons. Gene Ontology annotation, molecular function: DNA-directed RNA polymerase activity. Gene Ontology annotation, cellular component: RNA polymerase I complex; RNA polymerase III complex; RNA polymerase II, core complex. NCBI's taxonomy places the organism in Eukaryota, Metazoa, Chordata, Actinopteri, Syngnathiformes, Syngnathidae. Bases 201 to 653 code for a protein of 150 amino acids.
GGUUGUGCACAUUGUUCCGCCGCCUCACGAUGUUAUGAAUGAGUGAGUGAAUGAAUGAAGAUUUAACCAAAUAAGGAAUUAAGUGCAUCUUGUAAUCACACGUAUUGUCACAUACCUGAGGAACGUACUGGAACAUUGUGUUUGUGGACAAUACGGGAUAACGCAGCUCACCAGCAUCAAAUAACUUGUAAGGGAAACAAAUGGCUGGAAUUCUUUUUGAGGAUAUAUUUGACGUGAAAGACAUCGACCCAGAUGGCAAGAAGUUUGACAGAGUGUCUCGUCUACAUUGUGAAAGUGAAUCGUUUAAGAUGGACCUCAUUUUAGAUGUAAACAUUCAAAUCUACCCUGUGGAUCUCGGUGACAAGUUCAGAUUGGUCAUUGCCAGCACGUUGUACGAAGAUGGGACGCCGGAUGAUGGGGAGUACAAUCCUCAGGACGACCGGCCGUCAAGGGCAGACCAAUUUGACUAUGUGAUGUACGGGAAAGUUUAUAAGAUUGAGGGCGAUGAGACAUCAACGGAAGCAGCAACGCGCCUCUCCGCCUAUGUUUCUUACGGCGGCCUGCUCAUGAGGCUGCAGGGAGACGCCAACAACCUCCACGGCUUCGAGGUGGACUCCAGGGUGUACCUUCUCAUGAAGAAGCUGGCCUUCUAGAGCCCAGUCUAAUAACGAACAGUUUAGAGAAGGCUUUCCAAGAAUCACACAUGGAGAUGCUCACACAUUUGCGACACUUCUAAAACCUCCAUCUGCUCAUAAUCUGUAAAUAUAUAUAUAUAUUCUUUUCUUUUUUUUUUAAAUAAAAUAAUACCUUACAUUUUCAUACAUUUAGCAAGUUUCAAAAUGAUGGAGGUCCUUCAAAGAAAAAAAAAAUCACAUAAAGCUUUGAUAUUUGAAACUGCAGUUCUGAUGUCGUCUUCUUCCUUUAACAUUACAACACUAUAAACUGAAACUGACAUUUUAAAUGGUUUGAGCAUUUUAGCGUACGGGUGCCUACAUGUACAAUAGUGGGCACUAAAAGUGGACACUGGGGUCAAAAUGUAAUUAAGGGUGGAGCUGAAAGGGGCAGAGUGUUGUGUGGAAUUCCAGCACAAUGUCACAUGUGUGUAAUGGAUGUCACAGGAUGGUGAGUAACACUGCGAAGGGGCUCAGACCAACAGACUUGGCACAUUACAGGCCAAUAGCCGUAUCUAUCCUAUUAUAUAGUGCACAGCGUUUACACCUGCAAGCAGUGAGAACUGCACAGGGUACAGCAAGUGCCUUACCCACAUAGCUGGAAGCAUAUAAUUGUCCAAAAAGAAUGUACUGACAUUCAAUGUUUGCUAAGAUGUCCAGCAGAACCCCUCAGUGAUAGUGAUUUGAAUAAAACAACUCAAGACUUUGCACAAUAGUGUAGA